Molecule: messenger RNA, 4637 nt
Organism: Musa acuminata subsp. malaccensis (wild Malaysian banana)
Lineage: Eukaryota; Viridiplantae; Streptophyta; Magnoliopsida; Zingiberales; Musaceae
Source: RefSeq, a predicted model, not a curated record
AUUGUUCUCUUUCCUCCUUUCGGCCCGUCCAGCGCCGUCCCAACGACCAAAUACAAAAACCAACCAUCUGCUUGGCCAUGAGAAAUGGGAGUCGAGCUCUAUCUUGAGAGCAUGCCGUGGGAAUCCCAUCUGCUUGGCACUUGAAAUCUUUUGGCACCGAGAAGAUCCAGACUUACACCGUUGCAAUCAGCAUUAGAGGGGGAAGGAAGGCAAAAGACACAUGGCAAUCAGUGGAGAGGAACUCAUAGUGCAUAGCAAAAAGGUUAUGGUAUUGUUUGUCAGAACUAGCUAUACAUCAUCUCGUGCUCAUCCUCUGGUUUUCAGUUUGGUGCUUUGCAUUCCUAUGCUGUAUAGCUCUUUUCCUAGGCUAUUUGGUUUUCUGGUUUCUGUUUCUCCUGUUAUCGUCUGCACAGCACUUCUUCUUGGACUCCUCCUAAGUUAUGGUGCACCAAAUAUACCCGAAACUGAAGAAGAUGACAAAGGGACUCGGGAAGUUUCUUCCUUGAAAAUUGAGGCUACUGCUACGGAUCUUGCUGUCAAGAAGACUGAGAGAUUUUUGGUUGAGAACCAAGUGGGAAAUAGAACAGAGAUACAGGAAAUAGGAGAAAGAGAGGCAUUAUCGAGUCAAAGAGAUGAUAGCACCCAUAAUAAGUCAGAGGGGAACAUACGUACUACAUCGACACGAUCUGAGGGAGAUGAGAAAGCUGAUAUUGUUCUAACUGCAGGAUUAAUGGGCAAGUAUGAAAAGCUUGAGACUCAAGAUGAGGAUAAAUUGAUUCAAAAUAGAGAACUUCCACGUCCGGAGAUAUUGGAAAGCAAAGGAAUAUCUGUAGAAAAGCCAGCUGAAGUAAAAGAAGAGAGUAAGGAAGUUGGCGCGUCUUUUUCAACUGAUCCAUUAAAGGGUCACAUAUUGGCUAUUGCAGAAGCUCCUUUGGAUGACCAAUUUGAUUCAACUCUAGGCUCCCCUUGGCUGCAUAUAGAUCGACAUGAUACUUCAUUUGAUUCUGUAUCAGACCAUACAGAAAGUUCUUCUCCCAGUGCUUCUAUGAUUGAUACCACUCCAAUGCUUGAUGAGCUUCACCCACUUUUAGGAUCUGAACAUCCUCAGUGUGCUUCUAUAUCCAAGGAUGACUCAAAUGUUGCUUCGCGAGAGUUAUUACUGGGUCAUGGAUCAGAUGAUGAUGGCAAUGAGAAUAAAGCUAAAAAUCAUGAGAAUGAAAAGGAUAAAGAAGCAUAUGAGGAGAAAGAUGAUGUAACUAUUGCUGCUGUGGAAUGGACAAAAGAUUAUCAAAAGAACGUCACGGAUCUUGGUUCAUUUGAGUUAGAAAGGAGUCAACGAUUGGAGAGUUUAAUCUUAAAGAGGAGGGCAAGAAAGAACGUAAGAUUUCUGACAGGGAAUAAUCCAAAAGGCGUCGACUAUUUAACGAGCAUGGAUAAAGUCUCACACUUUCAUUUCCAUGUACCACACAUUUCUGCAACAAGACAUAAUCCCUUCCGAUCCCCUGAUGAUUCAGAAGUUUCAAUGGGCUUACCACCGAUUCCCAGUUCAGCCCCUUCUUGUCUGGCAGACAGAGGAAACCCCUUUGACUAUCUGUAUGAUUUGGCAGAUGAACAUAGCAGCCACAUAGAUGAGAAUUGGGAGCAGAAGGAAUUUAUGUCAAGUCCAAAUUGUGAGAUGUUUAGAAGUAUCAGAAGCUUCAAUGUGGAAGGCAUGGAACUUGAGCAAGAAAGGCAUUGUUCGAGGUUUGAUCCCAAUUUUGAGGCAGAGAGGAUGGAUCCAGAGGAGGAAAGUUCUUUUCAGAGAAAAUUCAGUAACAGUGGUGACUUGAAGGUUAGUUCUACUCCUGCAUCUGUCGCAACUGUUGAAUAUGAUGCUAAAAGGAAAGUUGAAUCAAUUGAUGUGGAGGAAGAGAUGAAUGAUCUUGUUACUAAUGAUCAUGGAAUUGUUUUAGACACCAAAUUUGUCAUUGAAGAAACCUGUCAAGAUAAUGAUUUUGGAUCGGUGGAAGAACAUACCAGAGAAGAAAUAGAAAUAGAUGCACCCAUCUCAGAUGGUGAGGGAUUAAAAGUAAUUGAAGAAAAUCAUGACAAAGCAACUUAUUCAUUUUCAUCGGGGGCAGAUGGGGUGAUUUCCAAAAGUACCUUCCAUGAAGAAUUGGCUAAGUUGGAGCAAACAAGGGAACACUCGGAAAUAUUUUUUUCAAAUUCUAAUCUUUUCGGUAUGGAUGAUAAAGCUGAUGACUAUCAAUUUCUGUAUCCCAUCUCUGAUUCUAGCACAUUGGCAACAGAAGAAGCUAUGUCUCGAAUUUCAACAAGUAAUGGAGGUCUGCUUGAUGCAGAUAAUGAAGCUUCUAGUGCUAGUUCAUCUUGGAUGCAAACAGAAGUUCUGGGAGUGGAAUCAUCUCAAGUAGUACCUGAUUUAGCUGAUGUUAAAUCCUUCAUAAAUCUUUUAUCUAUCAAAGGAAGCACAGUAGAAAAAUUUCUGUCACAUGAUGAAGGGCUUUUGAUGACUCCUCAAGGUAUAGUUUUUACAGAAGUAAAUGAAACACGAUUAAAGAAAAGUAAUAAGGCUGGACAGCAUGAUAUUAUUGAAAAUGAACUUUCACCAGUCCAAGGGGAUUCUGGUCACUUGUUUUCACCUGUGUUUCCAGAACCACCGCAUCUUGAUAUUGUGAAUGAUUUGUCUUCUUUUCAUGAUUUAUCUUCCUUGGUGACUGAAUCAAGUGAGAGUGCUACCGUUGAUAUGAUUUCAAGCACUUCAAAAGAAGGAAGCAUGAUCGUUGAUGCUUUAACAUCUUCUUUUUCGGAGGUUUCACACUUUUCUGGUGAUUUGGUUUUGUCCAAAUUUGAGAAGGAACUGCUAGUAAGAGAUAAACCUCAAAUACAGUCCCAGUCAUCUACCGAUGAUUUUGGAAAACCUCAUACCAGCAUUUUGGACUUGUACCCGAUCCCUGAGGGGAAUCUAGAAGAUCUUGAACCUGCUGAAGAGGAAGUAAGCUCCCCAAAUCCUAAUGAAGUUAUUUGUUUAUCUGGGUUGCAGAUAACUGAAGAGCCUUAUAUGAAUAUACUUGACAUCAAACAAUUCCCUUCCACUGAUGAAGCUAGUCAUAGUCUUAGUAGGGAUUUUCUUAUUCAUGACCUAGAAUUACAUAGUCCUUCGGUCCUUAUUACUGAUGUUUCUAGUCAUCAUGGUGCAACGACCGAGUUCCAGUUGGUUGAACUAACAGAAAGCAUGGACUUCCCAGUGCUUCCUACGAUGGAGUCUGUGUUUGAGGUGAAGUUCAGUCGAGAUUCAGCUGAGUCAAGAGAUGUAAUCCAGAAUGCAGUCUGGGGUGGGAAAAAAGUUCUUGAUAAAUUAGAAAGCUCUGAUGAGAACCAUCCAGAGGUCCUGGAAGCAACAGAUAUAGAUGAAAGCCUGCUUUCAGAGUUGGAUAAAGUUGGGGACUUCCAUGCCGAAGAAAGUACACCUGAUCAACUGGGAUUUGAAUUGAUGAUGUCGAGUGAUGUUUCAUCCGAUUGUGUAAGUACCGAUCCUUCAAGUUGUGGUUUGCAUGUCUGUCCACGUGAGCCUGAAGUUUCUAUAGGUAAAUCUAGUGUGCUUGCCAAUAUGUCACAAAGUAUAUCCUCUAGUGCUGACCUUGGUCGAACUGAAGAGUUGCAUUCAGUGGUAAACAAUUUAAAAGACAUGGAAUCUGAAGUUGGGACUUCAUCAUUUUGGUCAUCUAAUGAGGACCUUGAGGGGACUGUUUACAAUCCUAUGCUACAAAUCCUUGCAUCAAGCUCUAUUCAAGAAAUGGUAUCAGUGAUGAAUAGACCUCAUGAAGAAGAUGUGAUGUUAUCUCUGCUAGACUCCAGAUUUGACAAGUCAUUGGCAACAGAUUCUGUGCUUGAGCCAGGUACUAUAGUCAUUUCUCAAGGGGAUCAUGAGCAAAGAGUGACUGAUACUGAUCUUCUUGUUCUUGAAGCAAAAUCUGUUGAAGACAUCCACUCGGCAACCCAACAAAUUACCGAAGAGCAUGUAUUUAAACCUAUGAUUCCUGAAGUUAUACCUUCCGAAAAGGAGCCGAAGAAGAUACAGUCAGACUUCCUUGUUCUUGGAGCAAAAUCUCUUGAGGACAUAGAAGAAACAGUUGAGCAUCUGAAAGCUGAGGUCCUCGGAGUGCGGCCUGGUGAUGACAUUCGGGAGUCUUGCAAUAGAGUGGAACGAAAUGAACUUAAAUUAGAGGUUGGAACAGUGCCAGAAGAUUUUGGCUCCAACUCUUGGACCUCAAUGAAGAAUCAGAAAAUCCAAAAGUAAGCCUGACUAUAGCUCAAUUUCAAGUUAAAGUUCAGAUAAUGACUUGUGGUUUUCCUUUUCUUUGGUUAUCGGGUUCAUUCGGGUAGUAUGGUUUAAAUCAAACUGGCUUUUUUCUUUUCCUGGGAAGUGAUUUCUUCUACAUGGUGAUUCUUCUCAAAUGAGUUCUUGAUGUUUUCGAUUUGCUUGUCGAUACUUUAUUGGCUUUUUCUUUAAACAAUGUAUAUCAUUUUUCAGUUUGCAGUCAGUCGAAGAGAUUGUAAUUAGUUUCUAUCGCUAAGUGAAUCUUACUGUGUAAUGGCAUUGAGAGGAUGAUGAGUGAAGAAUGCAUUUGUUGUUGACA